UCGCAUGAGUAACACUGUGGAAGAAAGCCAAACUUUGUGAUUCGAAAGAAGGUUUGCCAAACUUUGUAACUCAAAGACAGUUGACAGGCUCAAAAACUCCUGAUGAGAAAUAACACAAGGUACAUCUAUCAGCGCCUUAUUUACUGUUACCUAAACACCUGUCUUUUGCUCCACGGAGCAUCCGCGAAGCAAUGCGGGCCAGGGAUGCAGACAGAAUAUGGGACUUACCUGAAAGGUCACGUGAUGGAAAAGCGGCCAGGGAUUGGUGUAGAAGGUUGCACUUCAGCUUGCCUUGACCAUGCUGACUGCAAAAGCAUCAACUUCGACCGGGCGACCCACAUGUGUGAGCUGAACAAUGCAAGCAAGGAGGAAUUCCCGGAGCACGUGACCCGGAAUCACAGGUUCCUUUACGCCACUAACGACUUCCAUGAACAGCCGCCCUUCGAAGAAUCUUGCGCUGAUUGGCUAAAACGUGACCCAAGCCUGAAAAACGGGUAUUACUGGGUAAAGACAAAAAACAAACGGAAGAAGAUGAGAGUAUACUGUGACAUGGAAAGAUUUGGCGGCGGGUGGACGCUGGUUGUGACUAUCAACGCCACGAACAACGAUCAUCUUCAGAAAGCUGAGAACAACUGCGCAGACUCCGUCACCUGCGUGACCUUCACCGAGACUGACAUCCCGGGCAGGAAGCUCUCUGAUGAAGACAUCCACGAGAUCGCAGGAAAUGAAGGUGUUUUCCAAGUAGAAGUACCCUUAAACUCAUUGUCUAUUGAUGCUGUCAAAAAGAAUGCCACUGUCUUCUACAAGAUUCCCAGUGGAGCUCAAAACUUUGACUCUUCAUGCAAGGGAAACCAGCUUAACUGUCCCCGCAUCAUAGUUUCGUUUGUCUACCCGUACAAGUGGGAGUCCAAUCCAUGCAAUGAUAUUACUGUUGGCUACAAGAUAUAUCCUAAACAACAUAGCGUUUUCGAUACUCAUGAUAACAAUGAAUGCGGCAAAAGAUGGUACGCAAGCCGACACUCAGGUGAGUCUCGUUCACCUUCCAACACGCAUCAAAUAACCUACCCGGGCACAUCACAACAAUACCGCAACCAUUCCGCCAGUACCAUCACCAUAUAUAACAAUUCUACAACCACCACACCAAACCACUACAAUAACUAUUCCACCACUACUAAUGCUACCGUAACCAUUUCACCACUACCAUCAAUACCGUAUAUAACCAUUCCACUACUGCCAUCACUACCAUAUAUAACCAUUUCACCACUACCAUCACUACCGUAA
Molecule: messenger RNA, 1281 nt
Organism: Nematostella vectensis (starlet sea anemone)
Lineage: Eukaryota; Metazoa; Cnidaria; Anthozoa; Actiniaria; Edwardsiidae
Exons: 7
Coding region: 103-1281 (392 amino acids)
Molecular function (GO): oligosaccharide binding
Source: RefSeq, a predicted model, not a curated record